AUUUGACCUAAAAGAAAUAAGAAAGGGAAAUAAAACAUAUUAACUCUAGCAAAAUAAUAUACCGUAAAAGAGGCAAUUGCAGUUUAAAUUUCCAGAUUCUUAGAUUAAUCGAGUUUUCUAAAUGUAACAUCGAUAUUAUAAACUUUUCUGUUCAGCGAGGCUGUGGGGCUGUCCAGCCGCAAAGGGCUUUGUUGGAAUCGAAUGAGGACACAGAAAUUCGUGAGUUAACUUCCGCGAAGUUCGAUCUGUAAUCAAAGGCAUACUUUAGAAGACAGGUCACACAAACCGAAAAGAAAUCGAUAGCUAGGAAAUAUAGCGAUUUAUUCAAAUCAAACAGAAUUGUUGUUUAUUUUUGCAUAGAGACCUGCUUGGCUCAGAAAGUAUUUUGAAUAACCAUCGCAUUACUUGUCUUUGAUGUCCAGAAGGAAUUGAAGUCACCUUUUCGAUCAUUUUUGGCAUGGUUUUCUAGAUUUUCAGAAGAUCUAACCAGUAUUGUUGUGGAAUGGCCUUUUUUUGCUUCAGAAAGAAGUUACCCUGGUCAAAAACAAACCAUUAUAACUGCAACGAUGCAAAAGACAGAAACAGCGCGAAAACGAGUAGGACUGGGGCUGCAGAUGAAGACUAUGGGCCGUAUGAAUGCGUGGACGCGAAGAAAUCUAAUGGGCUUAGUCCAACCUUUGGUAAUAAAAAUCGAUUAGAUAAAUAUGGUAUCGACGUCACCUUGGAUGGCAGCUUAAGACGAUCAAAGAAAAAGAAGAAGAAACUGCACAUAAUGAAACCUAAAUUGCACGAAAAGCAGAGCAAAUCACCUGAGCGGAAGGACGAGAGGUUUAGGCUUGCUUCUAUUCUUGAUAAUGCAACGCCAGAUUCGCCAGUUCAGAUAAUUACAUCAUUAGUUGAUGACUAUAUGCCUACCACGGAAAAUAGUGGAUUUCAGGUUAAAGUAGGUGACAAAGUUCUUGCUCUGUACAGGCAAGGGGCCUUUGUGUUCGUUAAACGCUUUGAUGGGCUGUCAGGGUUUGUACCAGUCCAGUUAUGUUUCUUAGUUGGAGAGUAUGAUUCACGUUACGCUAACGAGAAGCUGUUUCCAUCAGAGUCAGGUUUAGUUGCAAAUGGUGCGGUGAUGAAUCCUGAUAACUGCCCUGAACAUCAGAACGAGCCAAGGGAACCUUUGAAAGACAUCACUGAUUCCCAAUUGGAGUUAGAAGAGCACAGCAAGCAGAAGAAGCUUGUUACGGUUACAGCAAAUGAAAUAGGAGUUGAGUUGAAUGACUAUGAGUGUGAUAGUUUGGCUCGGAAGGUUCAAAAGCAUGAAAUAAGACAACUUUUGAAGCAGGAAACUGGCUUACAAAUAUCAUUAAGUUCUAAUAAAGAACUGGAGGGGAAUAUUGGCCUAGGAUCGCAAACCAGUCUACAGAAAACAAACCCACUGCCUCCUGAGUUAGAAAAUGUUUCUAGUGAAGAUAGCAGUCAAGAAGCGUUUGAUAAGAAACAGGAAACGUUUGAUAAGAAAGCGUUAACAAAGGAUUUCUCUAAGGGGCUAAUUUUACCCCAACAGCCCCCUGUUGGCCCAUUUGUUAAUGGAGGCUCAUCAAGUAGCAGAAGCAAUUCUAAGCUGAGUUUGAUUGAAAAGAACGGUUCCCAGCACAGUUUGAAUUCCCAUAAAUCCAAGCUUAUUAGACCAGCUUUUUCGCAAGAGCACGCAAAGAUUCACCCAAAUGGCCUUCGUCAUAACGGUAACAUUGAAAGUAUGAUGCAAAUGCAAAUGGUACCUCAUAUUAGCAUGCAUGAAAACAGCAGUCAAGGGACCCUUAACAGCAUACGUGCUCAUUUUGACAAUCAAAGUCUUAGCUCAUACGAUGGCAGCAUACAAGAUAUUUUUGCGAAGAGAAAUGAGAAUUCGUCUAAGUACGGCCAGAACUAUCCUGCCUUAGGACACUUUUAUGAGAAUGGAAAGCCGUCUGGUUCUAUAGAAUCAAGAAUACAUGAACUGCUUCGGGAGAACCAGUUUAUUCGGAAUCGGCGAUGCAGCAGCCUCCGCAAAACCGGUCAGCAUGGUGGAUAUGGUAGGGAUCAUUCUCAUGGUUACGGGCAUGGCUAUAGUCCUGCCCUCGCUGCCGACGAAAGGUCCUGGAGAAUUUAUGCAGAAAGCAUUUCGGCUCCUGGCUCUCGUGUUAUGAGCCCCUCGGAGUUUGGGUACCAGUUCUCACCAACUUGUAAUGGCUCAUUCGAAGAGAGAUCUGCAUUUGAAGACAGAUUUAUGUUUGCACUGCGAGAUUUUCGAAGCAUGGAGAAAGAUGACGUAAACCUUAGAAAAGGCGAACGGGUUCUCGUUUUAAGGAGCGAUUCAGAAUCAUGGUGGUGGGUUCGAAAUAGCAAUGGUGACGAAGGAUUUGUACCAAGCCAGUUUUUGAUUCCGUUGCUUAAGCCUACGAAACUUGACUUCGGUUCCACGUCUGACUUUUCAACGAAAAGCAGUGUCUCAAGUUAUGGUGAAAAAAGAGGCAGUGAUGAAGUAGACGCCUCAAAAAACAGGGACAUGCAUCCAGCAAAACCAACUUCCUACCAGGAACGUCUUACUUUAAUUGGAAAUAAUUCGUCUUCAAGGCUUGUAAGAGCCAAUACUUUGGGAUCUGAGACCAGAGGAAAACGCGGAGUCAAAGUAGACUGGACCAAAAUGUAUAACACCGGAAAUGGCCAUGCAGAGUUAAGUAAGUUGAAAAAUUUGAAUGGUUAUAAAAAUGGAGAGGAAGUUGAAUCUAAAGAAGCACUUUUGAGAAAAAUUCGUAGUGAAGUUCAACGAGAUCCAAUGAGCCCUUUGGUUGCAAAUGGACGUGCCAGAUCCAACGAAAACAUCAAUAGAGUUAAUGUAAGAAGUUUAGACAUGAAUAAAGCAUUAAACGUUAGCAAUCACAAGCGGGUUACAGAAAAUGGGCCAGCAUUAAAGAGCAGAGUACCCCAAGAAGUGAGCCAAUCUUACGAAAGGAAAUCGAAUGCUGUGAAACCUGUUGAUGUUGAUCGCAAGUGCAAAGCAAAACCAGAUUUACCAAGUUAUGAACAGUGUGUGGACCAGAUAAAGCGGGAAGAGUUCUUGGAAGGGCAGCUUUCUGGAAGCAAUGGGGAUGUCACUCAAGAUUCAGCGUUGUUCUCAACCCCUCGCGUUCUAAGAAGACGCAGAACUUAUUCUGGGACAUUGAAUAAUAAAAAGGUCAGGUUCAACCAGAUGGCUGAUGAUCAAACUGAUGACCAGGUUCAAGAUGACGGACACCCAGAGGUAGAUAAUCCGAAAAAUACAGCAAAUCAAAACGGAGCACAAACUUUAGGUGACGAAGUUGAUCCAAAUCUCUCAACAUGGUGUUGACAAGGAGUAUAAGAAUAUCAUAAAUAAGAAAGUUUGAAUAUAUUUAAAGAAGUAGUUAUAUGUUAAUUUUACGAAUUCAUCUAGUUCUUAUUAUUACAACAUUAUUUAAAGAACAUUUUGUGCUUUAUACAGAGUUAUUAAUAUUUAGUUCAUUCGUAUGCAUAUAGAAUUCUAAAUGAGAUUAUUUCACAAGAUAAUUUGAACGAAUCCUCGUUAUAAAUGUUUAUAUGGACAUUGACCGGCUCAUUUACGUUACAUGGCCGGCUCAUUUCUUGUGAUUACUUUAGGGCUAAAGACCACAGCCUACCAGGUCAAGUAAGAGAGCAAAUUUGAUAUGAUGAGAAAGAUGAAGUACAGGUAUCUAUAUUGGUAGAUAUUCGGAUAUUCGGAUAUUUACUCAUAAUACUGCAAGAGUGACUGUUUACACAAAGAUGGGGUGUUGAAAAUAGAUCAUGAAAUGUACAAUCAUCCUCAGCUAUAAAAAACUGGGUAAAUGUUUUUUCUAACUUCACAUUUGCGGUAAUUAUUUUUACGUGUUAUACCUUCAGAAGAGUAUCAGAUGAAAAGCUUUAGUGUGUCUAAAAAUAUUCGGUUUCUUUAAAGCCAUGUCAUCAGAUAAGUGAGCAGAUGUCGAAUAGCGUCAGUAUCUCUACACUACAAUGUUUCCUUUAAUGAAAACCUCCAUCUUAAUGAAUGCGAGACGACGACUUCAGUAAUGUCUACCUUUGCUACUGCCUUAUAAAAUUCUGAAUGGGGCAAUAUUUCAUUAUUGCGCCAGUUCCAAAUGCGGUUAAGUGUUAAGAGGCGCAAUCUGGAAACAUUCUGACAGAAGAUAAAAACAAAAUAAAACUCAAUUAAACCAAGUUUAGGCCGUACUUUGAUGUUUCUUAGCCGUUUCUUUAAUCUCGUCACUGAGCAAAAAAUCUGGUUAUUUGAAAACUCUGCAUGAAUGAAGAAAAAUGUCUUACAAAGCCUAUAUAACCUUUCGGAUAACAUCAGUUUUGUUUUUUAAAGAACUUACUACAAAAUAACUUUGUCUUAUUCAAUAUUAUGAAUUGAGAUUUUCCUAGUUUUUAACAAACCUUGAGCCUCGUGCUUCAUAAAUGCUGUAGAUUUAGAUGCAGUUAUCAACGCGUGACCAUGACUCCUUCACGAUUCGGUGGAAGAUCUACGAAUUUCAUGGCGAACGAGAGCCGCACACUGUGACGUCAGAAUGUCACCAAACUGAUUCGGCUUUUGUCGUUUUUUUCCCACGGAGAGGUGCAACUUUAAAGCCUUAUGACUUCUAAACUAAUUUGAAUUUUGCAAAAACAACUACUUUGCCAUGAUACACGCACCAGAUGCUAACUUUUAAGUCAAUAAAAAAAAAAUUUUUGGCUGGAGAGGCCUUUUAACAAACCUUGAGCCUUGUGCUUCAUAAAUGCAUGUCUCUUAAAAAUGAAUAAUAAUAACAAAAGACACUGGAUCUUGAACAGGGUAAGAUAUUUCUUAGAACAGGCAAUUAUCUGAAAAUCUAGAGAAGUUAGAAAAUAUUUAAUUUUUAUAUUUAUUUUAAAUACUAGAUUUGUUAAACUUUUAUAGUUUUAGUACUAAUUUGGUUAUAGGUACAUUUAGAAGCCAGAUUCUUUUGCUCCUGUUUUCAAAUAAAAUAAUUCCGGACAGUUUAUCAAUUUUUGCUACGUUACCUCUCAUUGUAGGAUAUUUAUCAUGUGUGUUGCAAUCUAUUUUAAGCAAGCGACACAAGUUUAGACGACAAAGUUCAUUCACUUUUGUGCCUAAUUAUGCUAACUUGCUCGCAAAAAAUGAGAGCAGUAAAAGUUGUCAUGGAUUAUUAUCACCAUGAAAUAAUGAAAUUUAUGCCUGAUUUAUGCGUGGGGCAAAAAAAUUCCUCAUUACGUAACAGAAAAUGUUUUGUCUUUUGAAAAGCAGUAGUGUGAUGGUUUGACUCAGUGGUUUGACUUGGUAACUGCGAAGGAGACUUAGUAAUCUCAUGGCAAUUUGAGAAGUUGAUGAUGAUUACAAUGGAGACGUGCAUUGCAGUUGGUUAGGAACGCAUCACUGUGAAAUGCACUAGGAGGAUUGCCCUUAAAGACAUGGAUUUAGAUGCAAAGAGCCGGGGUAAACAUGGCUCAGUUGACCAUGUUUCAUAUGCGUCAUCAAUUGACACAAUUCCGUUUGUUGUCAUGAGAAGAGUGUUCCUUUUUUUGGAUAUUGAUUCAUUGCUUACUUUGGAGAAAACAAGCCAUAAGUUCGCUGAUUAUGUGUCUCUGUUCUGGAAGGAAUUCUGUUUAAAGAGAGGCUAUGGAACAGAAGCAACAGUAUUAUGCGUAGCUUGGGAGGUUAAUCCAGCCUCUCUUUACUCAUACGAAAAAGCCUCUCAGUUAUGUACUGAUCCUGUACGGAAAUGGAGGUUAUUGGCAACGAGAAAUUACCUGAUCGACAACUUCAAAUGCGUCAUCUGUGAAGAGUUUCUGAGAGAUAUGUGUGGCUUAAAUGGAUUCAAGUUCGCACAUGAUGUUUUGUUAUGCCACCCAAGUUGCAUUGGGAAUUUUUCACUCUAUCUCAAAAAUGAUGUGAUAAAUUGGUGAAGUUUUGUUCUUACACUUGGCCUAUGCAAUGGCAUCUGAAGAUGAAAUCACCAUACGAUGGGAUGAUGUUGUCGAUAAAAACUGCAAUAAUUGUUGCAAAGCUACCGAAAAAUUCAACUAUGACCCUUUGAAAAUCAGCCCACAAGCACCACAAAUGACUAUCGACGCACUGCCAAAAGAUAUAUGGAGGAAAAUAUUUUUUUACCUAGAUUUUGAUGACUUAUUUCAGCUUGAGGACACAUGUGAACGGCUGCGAGAAUUGGUGUUAUCAUAUUGGAGAGUUGUUUGUGAAAGAGAAAACUUACUCGAAGAUCCCACACCACUGUGUGUUGGUUGGCCCUUGAACAUUUACUCAAUGUACUCUUUUGAUAAUGCUGUGGAUUUCUGUUUAAACUCUUCGAAGAAGUGGAGACUAGUUGCACUGAGGCAUUUGUUAAUCGAUGGUUUUCGGUGUGUUAUUUGUCAACAGCACUUAAAGGACCGAUUGAGUGUCGAUGGAGUGUACUUCAAUCAUGAUAUACUUCUCUGCUUUCCUGAAUGUUAUCGAAUUUUUACUGUAAAUAUCAACGAAGACAUGUUAAAGAUAUGCCAAAAGUUUGGAGUUGAUGCGGAUAAAUUAGCCGAAACUGACCCAUCCUACCCUGUGUUGCUGGUUGCGGACUUUAUCAGAAAGUUACGUGAACUGGGUAUUCAUGAAAAGGAGGUUCUCACGGAAUUGAGGCCUUACAUAGGUUAUAGCAAAGAUCAUUUGAGAGAAUAUUUCAACUAUGUUGACAGCAUUCGGAAAUACUCUUUGCUUCUUUGAAGUCGAAAUUCACAAAAUCAGAAUACAGAAUAUGAUACAGAGUUUUCUGCUACGAAAAAUAAAAAGAGAACUUUCACCGAUACCACGUGAGAUCGAAAUAACAUUAUUGUAUUACCUACUUUUAUAGUAAAUUUGGUCGAAGAAUGGGGGGGGGGAAGUAAUUUAGACAGCUCCCUAUUGAAGUUAGAAUAGCUGUGAAGAUGUCAGGAAGAAUUGAAUUGUUUAUCUGCUGAAGAGACGGCAUAAAUCUAAUACAAAGAUAAACCUUCCAGUUAGUAAAUAGCCAGUUAGAGCACGAGCAAGAACAGGAAAUCUUAUAUAUGCUACUGUCGAAACGUUGAUUUUCGACUGCUUCCAUCUUUAAGCCUGAUUUACACGAGACGAAUUUUUUCGUGCGAAGCGAAUUUUUCGCCGCGAAUGCGCAAAAAAUAUGCGCAGAAGUAGAGAUUAGAAAAUUCGCAGCGAAUUCAUUGCGAAAAAGUAGAAACCAUUCCUAUUUUUUCGCUGCGAAAUUUUUCGCCUUGUAAAAUAAACCAAUCAGAACAGCAUUGGAAGACACCUGACUUCUGUUUUGGUUUCAGAUGGCCUACGUCUUUCCGCAUUCUUUUUCUCUGCCUUUAAAACGUCAAUAAAAUAGGUUGGUUAUUAUUCAUUUCCUGUUCCUUGUACACAAUCCAUGUAUGUGGAUUCAUAUCAGAUUAUUAUUCAAACAUUUAAAGUUCAAAUUGACGAAAACUGGCUUGAAAGUUUCAUCAAGCUUCGAUGGCGACGUUUGAAAGUAUUUGAAGAAGUUAUUCUGGUCUUAUAAAUGUAAACGUAAAUCUCUCUUACCGAAAGAUGGAAUUCCCCCUUCUGAAGACGUCCUGAAUAAAUUUUUCUAAUCCAGUAUCGCUUUUUGCUGUUUUGCUCGCUUUUUGAUACAUUUAAAAUUUAAAGCUUUCUGAUAAGAGCACUCUUCGGACAGUCGCUAUAUUCUUUUGUAAUACUCGCAGCAAAUUCGCAUAAAAAUUUCUGCCAGUAUAAAUUGAACUUUGAAUUUGAGCGAAAAAUUCACAGCUAAAAUAUUCGUGGCGAAAAAUUCGCUUCGCGCCAAAAAUUCGUCUCGUGUAAAUCAGGCUUUAGUACAGGCGUCAAAAAGAAAAAGACCUGUACACACUUGUUUUUAUAAGACUUGUCUACAGAAAUACUGAGACUCGAACUUGAAAUUUAAGAAUUUAUUAAAUAUAAUAACAAGGCUCAUAUUACAUCGACCGUUUGACUUUUUAUCGAUCUGAGUUUCGCUGAAAAGUAACUAGAGAUUUCUACCCUUGCUUACGUGGAGACCCUGGCCCCCAUGGAGGAAGACCUUGGGGUUCGAAUCUGCAUGCAGAAUAGCUAUGCCCCAGUUUGUUAUAUUAUAGAAAAUGAAUACGUAUAUAUGAAUCUAUAAACACAGAACGUAUAUAUGAAUCUAUAAACACAGAACAUAAGCUAUUUGACUCUGUAUCUUGGGGUCAGUAUUUAAGAUAUUACAUCCUGAAUCUUCAGGCCUCCAGCACUGUCGGUAACUGCCCGAUAGCACAAAAUGAAUUUCUCUUGAAGUCUGCUAAGAAUUUCACAAAAAUCAAAUUCAUGUGAUCAUUAAAGUAACUUUUAUGUAAAUGGCUACGUUUCUUUAUUUUUUAAAAUCAAAAUAUGUAGCUUAAUGUGAUCAAAUAUCGUAUAUUCCUAUUUCAAUAUGAUUUUUUAAAUGGAAAUGUAUAUUUGCGAAUCCCCGCAAUAGAAACAUUAAGGCCUACACAAAUAUAGGUUCUAAGUCCUUGAUAUAGAGAACCCAUGGUCAAACAUGUUUCAAAGAUAAUUUUCAAGAAUGCUGCAUCUGUUCCAUGGAAUAAUCCAUGCAUAGGCCAAGUAACACAUAUAGGCAGUUGGCUUGCCUUCAGGAUUUUUAUUUGGAAUUAAAUUGCCAAUAAGAUCUUUCUCCUUGUUCACGCUACGUAUGUAAAAAAGUAUGCGAUGAGAAUCUCGCUUUAAGGACAAGACGCACGUCUUGUUCGCUUUUAUCAUUUCUUCUGUGAACUCUAUGUAUUCUACUUAUACGUUGAAAUUUGUGUUUGGGAGAGGGGGCUGCCCACUCAUAAGCUACAGAGUCAGAAUUUAAUGCAUGGCAAUCGAAAUUGUUCGAUGGAAGGGGUCUCUAGUUCGGGUCUUAAAAGAUAAAGUGGAAUCCCCCUAGUUCGAAUUCUGCAACCUACACGCAUUUCAUAAAGAAGGCGCAGUCCUUAAGAAUCCCUAAACUGACUGCAAAAUUUCAGCACUCUAAGUAACUUAGCAAUUCCUUCACAUUUUAUUCGUGUUUUUUAAAUAAAACCAGGAACAAAUAAAUGCAGCCUCAUAAAGGUGUCAGAAGAGAAGUUAAGAUGAGAAAUUGAAAAAAAUUGGCGAAAUAGAAAACUUCAUCGUUGUUAUCGAAAUUUUAGAUGUAAGUCAGAUGUCACAGAAUAAUGUUGUUUCUGGUGUACUCAGCUUGACAAAAGUUGCAAAUACCGUGUCCUUUCCAAUGCAAUAGCGGUAGAAAUGAAAAAUAUGUGCUUCAAUUUUUCAUAUUCCUUUAGUUUUGUACCCAUCCGAAUUAAAUCUCCCUUAUAAACUAUACUUCCAUAUGAAAAAGUGCGUGUAGCCUGGUAGAUCGUAACACAUCAAUCAAUACAAGGGAUUGUUUUUAAGGCGGUGCCUCUUACCAAAUACUGUAGAUCUCUUGUUAUCAGAAGUAAUGUACGCUUCUUCUCUCUGUUUUAAAGAAUGGUCUGCGUAGUACUCAUAAGACAAUGUUAAGCAUUUGCGCGGGUUGUACUAUUUUGACGUAUAGCUGUUUGACGAAUAAGCAAAUUUUGCAAUAUUUCUCCACUUUUAAGUAGUUUAUUUUUAUUGUACUUUAAAAUUAUAUUUUAGCUACGCAUAAAUGUAUUUUACUGCAGUAGAAGAGAUUUUGCAUUAUACUUAUUGUUUGAUUUUCUUAUGUUUGUGGCAUUUUCAUCACUUGUAUCAUGUAGCUAGUCCUGUAGCCAGGGUUUCGCCAGGGGGCAGGUUGUCAUUCCCCGGCGAAAAGGCAACCUGUUCUUGUGCGCAGUGCAGUUGGUGUUGUUUCUGUUGAAUGACCUUGUGAAAUACGGGGUUUUCUAGUCUCCUAAUGUAAAAUAGAACGUCCGUCAACAAGUGCAGUGCAGUGCAGUGCAGUGUACUGUCCUAGGUAUGCCUUAACACGGCUAGCAACACAUACAAUAAUACUAAGACUACAAGCCACUUGGGCUUUAUGGUUUGCAUGUUUAGCCUUAAUCCUUUCAACUACAUCUCUCUAAACUAUGGACGUUACGGUGAUUUGUACAUCACUAUAUUUCGGUCGGCUGCGUAGGAUAAAUGCUCCAAAUAUCAAUAUACACCUUGUUUACGAAAAGAAAGUGAAUGAACAAAAGAUAUUUUUAAAGUAUACAUCACAUCGUAAUCGCGCAGUUUUUUGUUUUAACUUUUUUCGGCCAGGGUAUAGUGCUAUAAAAAGAACAAUUUAUCAAAAACCCCAGUAGCAAGAAGUAGAAAUGACCUUGUUUUUUUACAUUAGCGAGGGAGCUGAGCCCCCCCCCCCCACUCAUACGCCCAAAUUUUUCUUGCGCCUGCCAACCAUGGUGUCGCCCAUAACUAAACCUCUGAACAACUUUUAGCAAUUUCCAGUCAACCCUUAAACUCAUAUCAGUCCGCCCCUGUGAAGGCGAUUGCCAUACUUGGAAUGGCAGCAUUAAGCCUUAUUGGUCAUUUCAGAUAAUUGUGUUUUUCUUUUGUUUAUGAACAAAAACCUGGGUAACUCUUUGUUUGCACAAAAUUUGAAAACAACAUGGAAAGCAGAAAUAUGACUUACUAGAGCACUUCGCAUACUUUGUACGAAACGUGCUGUUGAUUCAUGUUUGUUUCGGUCGCCCAUCUAGGCCCAUCUGUGUAUACAUUUACCUUCUUCUCCAAACAUAUUUAGCACCAUCUGCACUUUUGAUUAUCAAGAGCAUGCGCAGAACUUGUAUCUUGGUUAAUAAAUCAUUACUUAGCAAUGUCCUGAAUCGCCGUACCUGUACGGGUCAGGCUUGCAAAAUAUGGCCUUGCUUAGGCCAUUGCAGUUUUACCUAUUCAUGCUGUGCCGUACUUCACGCCAAUAUUCUUGAUUAUUAAGCCAGCGACAAUAUUGUAUUUGCAUCUCAAUAUGUCCGAUUUCAAAGACCAAACUAAUUAGAAACUCUCAAAAAAGAAUGACCAUGAAUAUAGCUGCUGGACCAGCUAGAAAAUGCUCAGAAUGCGAAGUUAAUUGCCAGUGUGGCUGCCAAAGUAACAUCUUUUCACUACCCCUUGAAGUUCUGGAGCAGAUUCUUCUAUACGAAGAUCCAAUCACAUUAACUGCUUUGGAGAGAACCUCGAAAUACCUCUUUGCCGUGGUGUCUAAUUUCUGGGUGAAAUAUUGUAAGCAAAAAGAAAUUGACACAAAGCCUACACCAUUAUGCCUUGGCUGGAAUGGUAUGAUAGACGAGUUCUAUUCCUAUGACAAAGCCGUUGACUUAUCACGUGACGCUAAGCAACGAUGGCGCAUUGCCGCAGUGAGAUGUUACUUGAGAAGAAAUCGUCAGUGUGUUGUGUGUCGUGCCAGUUGUAGUAAUAUUCCCUUGAAUGAGCUCUUCACAGCCAAUAAUGAUGUCCUACUCUGCUACAGAUGUUUUCCUCAUUUCACAAUCACGAUAACUCAUGACCUGGUCCAUACUCUAAAUGACAUUGGUGUCGUGACAACCAACCUUCAUGUCUCCUUUGGCACUCUACUCUUGUCACGUUUUAUUAAAAUCUUGAGAUCAAACAACCAAGAUGAAAGUGAAGUUCUACAAAAUCUGAGGUCCUUUGCUAGACCAAGCAGCCUGUCACCGAUCGACAUACGGCGAUCAGGACUGAUGAACAUGGCACUUCCGGCAAAUGUGGACCAGUAUCGGAAUGUCACAGGAAGGUGCUGCUGUUCAGUUAGACAAUGUUCUGCUGCGAGGGAGCAUGUUCCAUCACAACCUCAAAGUUCACGCGAUAGGACACGCGAACGUCCAUUUUACAUCAUUCUAGGAAUAUUCCUGUUUAUAAAUGCAUUUGAGUUUGUGCAUGCCUUGGUUAUUAUGAGGCACUUUAAAGUGAUCAGUAUAGCGCGGGAUCAAACAGCGCACUUUAUUUUGGUUGCAUUUAUUGAGGUGGCAUUGCUCUUUUUUUGCUCGUGUUAUUUACUCAUAAACUGCUAUAGAAGGCGCAACAAAGCAACAUGGAAUCAAUCGUUUGCAAGUAUCUUGCAAUGCUUUCUUCUAGCCUGCUUUUUGGUUGAGAUCAAUGAAGCUGUUUUGGCAAAAUCAUAUGCAGGACAGUACACGUCUACGAUGAAGAGUUUCUUUAACAACGACAUGAAUAGCACGGCUCAUGCCUUGAUUGUUACAGAAAAACUCAAUUGGAUUCAAAGAAAAUACAACUGUUGUGUUCGGACUGCUAACAUAUCUGAAGAAGAGAGACAUACAGAACCCAAAGCAUUAUCACCUACCACCAGUCUAAGUAAAUGCUGCCCAACAUCAUCACCCCACUGCAAGAUGACGGAUUUAGAGAACCUUUCAAGUUGCUACUCACUUUUAAGAAGUAUCAUUAUCCCUCUCAUUCAGUCUUUUGCCUGGACAAACAUUACUUGCUCUGUCUUGAGAAUAUUUCACCUACUUUACAUUUGCAUUUUAUUCUAUGUUUUUCGACGGCUUAGGCAACCUGCUAACAGUGCCUCUAUCCAAACAAUCUUCACAAUGACUUAACAACCGACUUCGAAAUAUGAAAUACAGAUGAACAUCUACUCUCGACUCUCGAAUUUGACCAGCUCAGCGUUCUCCAGCCUUUAGUGCCUGACAUUUUAGUGCCAAUGUUUGACGUAACGUACUUCUGCCCUUGAUUCUUCAUUCUGUUAAACCACAUGUUAGUUAUUAAUGUUUAUCAUAUCUGCUUUGCAACUGUUUAAGAAACUUAGGUUUUUGUUUAGAUUUUUGCUUAUUAUUUUCUGGUUAGAAUUUCAGCAUCAUUUUAUACUAAUAGCAGUCUAAACAAAGAUUUAAUUUAAAUCAAUGAAAUGUAUUAUUAUUGCUUAUAAUUUUAGGACGGAUAUCAUUGGUUUUAAUUGAUUUUGAAUGUAAAUCUUACAGCUUGUUUUUCUUUAACUACUGUUUUGGCGAAUUAAGAAACAGCUAUCUUCAACAAACUAAAUAGAA
This is a messenger RNA of Rhopilema esculentum, 13029 nucleotides long. Lineage: Eukaryota; Metazoa; Cnidaria; Scyphozoa; Rhizostomeae; Rhizostomatidae. The record is from RefSeq and is a predicted model, not a curated record.